Molecule: messenger RNA, 775 nt
Organism: Raphanus sativus (radish)
Lineage: Eukaryota; Viridiplantae; Streptophyta; Magnoliopsida; Brassicales; Brassicaceae
Product: auxin-responsive protein SAUR32
Exons: 1
Coding region: 265-666 (133 amino acids)
Biological process (GO): response to auxin
Source: RefSeq, a predicted model, not a curated record
UUCUCUUUUAAAAACAAAAAAAAAAGAGAACAAAUGACAAACAUACAACAUUUUCUUCAUCUCCCUCCAAGUCCUACAACCUUCCAAGAACAAUUUUCCUUCACUUUCUAGAGAAAACCAAAUUUACUUUUCCGGAGGAAAACAAAUCAACAUGGGAGAGACAGAAACCAUGAAGACAAACUAAACCUUAGUACUUUCUUUUUUUGAAACACACCUAAACCUUAAUACAUAUAUAUUAUCUAUAUACUAGUAUAUAUUCAUCCAAUGGGCAAUGGAGACAAACUCAUCAGUCACUGGAGCUUCCAUAUUCCACGUCUCCAUUAUCAUCAUAAUCAUAAUCAUAAUCAUCAUGAGCAUGAGCAUGAAAGGGUACCAAAAGGGUGUUUGGCAGUGAAGGUAGGACAAGGAGAAGAGCAAGAGAGAUUUGUGAUUCCCGUUUUGUAUUUUAAUCAUCCUUUGUUUGGACAACUCUUGAAAGAAGCUGAAGAAGAGUUUGGAUUUGCUCAAAAAGGGACAAUCACGAUCCCUUGUCACGUCGAAGAGUUUAGGUACGUUCAAGUAUUGAUCGAUCGAGAAAACUCUAAAUUUCUCGGUGCUUAUAAUACUCUUGGUCAUCAUCACCAUCACCAUCAUCAUAGCCAUCUGAUUCGGUGUUUUAAGGUUUGAUUAUAUAUAUAUACAUAAAUGUCUCAUGUUGUUGUUGUUGUUUUUUUUUUUUUUUUUUUAAAUGUUGUUGUUGACUAUAAAUAAUAAUCGGUCUCCAUAUCUUCUUAUA